CAAACGAGUUACUCAAAUGAGAAAGACUUGGCAGGUACAUAACAAGAUGACAAAAGAACAGUACACAGAAACACAAAUUCCCCACAUGUAUAUAUAGACAUCCUAUUCCUAUCUCUUCAGUAAACAACAUAUUGGUCUGUUUUGCCGUGGAAUAUCAAGUAAUAUCAUAUGAAAUGGAAAUGGGUAGGUGGUGGUCGAGCACGUUGGUUUUCACUGUUCUCUCUGCACCAAUACUUAUAAUAGCAUUACUCUCCUCCACGUUCGAAGAAGUUGACCAUGAUAACACAGUGCCUGUGACGGGUCUUCUUCACACGGAUUCCCGAUGGAUCCUCGACCAAGAUGGCCGAAGGGUGAAACUAGCCUGUGUCAAUUGGGUGUCCCAUUUGGAAGCUGUGGUGGCCGAAGGGCUCAGCAAAAAGCCCGUGGAUGUCAUUUCAAAGGGAAUAAAGUCCAUGGGCUUCAACUGUGUCAGGCUCACUUGGCCCACACUUUUGGUCACCAAUGACUCUCUUGCUUCUCUCACCGUUAGACGAUCUUUUCAGAGCCUUGGCCUCCUUGAAUCCAUUGCUGGUGUCCAAACCAACAACCCCUCCAUCAUCGAUCUUUCUCUCAUCCAAGCUUUUCAGGCAGUGGUGAAGAGUCUCGGGGACAACGAUGUGAUGGUGAUUUUGGACAACCACGUGACCCAGCCAGGAUGGUGCUGCGGUAACACGGACGGCAAUGGCUUCUUCGGUGACAAAUUUUUUGACCCAAAUCAGUGGAUAUUGGGCCUCACCAAGAUGGCCACCCUUUUCAAGGGAGUUACAGCAGUUGUGGGCAUAAGCUUAAGGAAUGAGCUCCGAGGAUCUAGACAGAAUGUUAAUGAUUGGUACAAGUAUAUGGUGAAAGGAGCAGAAGCUGCUCAUGCAGCAAAUCCAGAUGUUCUAGUCAUUCUAUCUGGCCUAAAUUUUGACACAGACUUGUCAUUCCUUCGGGAUCGACCAGUGAGCCUCACAUUCAAAGGGAAACUAGUAUUUGAGGUGCACAGGUAUGGCUUCACUGAUGGUGGAGCUUGGGCUGAUGGGAACCCAAACCAAGUAUGUGGAAAAGUGACAGCAAAUAUAAAGAAAACAUUAGUGGACCAAGGAUGGCCAUUGUUUGUGAGUGAGUUUGGUGGGGACUUGAGAGGUACCAAUGUGAAUGACAACCGAUACCUUAACUGUUUUCUGGCACUGGUAGCUGAGCUUGACUUGGAUUGGGCCUAUUGGACACUUGUUGGUAGUUACUACUUUAGAGAAGGGGUUAUAGGAAUGGAAGAGUUUUAUGGCCUUCUCUCUUGGGAUUGGAAUCAGGUUAGGAGUACCAGUUUCUUAAACAGAAUCUCUGCCCUCCAAAUUCCAUUUCGAGGACCAGGCAUCAUAGAAGGCAAUCCACACAAACUGAUAUUCCACCCUUUGACAGGUCUCUGUGUCAUAAGUAAAUCACAGCUAACAUCACUAACGUUGGCUGCUUGCUCUUCUUCUGAUGCCUGGACAUACACACCUCAAAAGACCCUAUUGGUAAACAACACAGAUUUCUGCAUACAUGCAGAGGAAGAAAGGAAGCCUGCAACACUUAGCAUGACAUGCUCAGAUCCUAACUCUAAAUGGGAAAUGAUUUCAGAUUCGAACAUGCACCUUUCAUCUAAACUAAGCGACGGUUCUAAUUUAUGUCUAGAUGUAGAUGAUAACAACAUCAUUGUGACCAAUGCUUGUAAAUGCUUGAGCAAAGAUAAGACAUGUGACCCUGGAAGCCAAUGGUUCAAACUUAUCGACAGUGGAAGGAGGUCAAUCUCCACAACCUCGACAUUAUCCAUGCUGAAUUCACCGGACCUUUUGUGGAAAUCAUUGAGCUCAAUAUAAGUUGCUUUUAAGAAUUUGGGUCGAUAUGUUGUACUCAUCAAAGGUAUCCCUUGCUUACGUUUUAAUUGCAUGAACAUGAUGCAGUAAAUAAGCAUAUCCGUGUGAAUAUUCAGUGCAUAGUAUAAUAAUAGUGAAAAUGUAUAAAUUUAUAAGUGUUAACGAGGAUUUUUGGCUUAAGGAGCUUGAAUGUUGCCCAACACCAAAA
Molecule: messenger RNA, 2085 nt
Organism: Glycine soja
Lineage: Eukaryota; Viridiplantae; Streptophyta; Magnoliopsida; Fabales; Fabaceae
Product: glycosyl hydrolase 5 family protein-like
Exons: 4
Coding region: 174-1880 (568 amino acids)
Molecular function (GO): hydrolase activity, hydrolyzing O-glycosyl compounds
Source: RefSeq, a predicted model, not a curated record